GUCCUUUCGGGUAACUUACAUGGUUACACUUCGGCAUAUGCAACGCACAUACAGCCGCAAAGGCGCGAAAUGCCAGGGCCAUAAUUCUAGUGUUCAUUCCGACCAUAUGAACACCACGCAGGCUCGGAAGAGGCGAAAGAUUGAAGUCGAGGUCGUCUCACCGAGAAGAUCAAAUUCAAGCAGCGAGAGCCUUACAGAUAUAGAUGAUCGUGCGAAGCAAACUUCUCUCUCAGUGUCUGCCCGCAGGCCUGAAAGCUCUACCAAGAAUGCACCCGGGUCCAGACAGGGCACCGUGAAGUCUAAUUCACAAACGUUGCGCCGCCCGUUGAACUCCUCCAUGAGCGACAAACAAAACCCAUUCUCAAUCCCACGCUCCAGAACAAAUGGCUCUGUGUCUACCUCGCGUAGCUCACAGUUUUCUCCAGAGAAGACUGUGAAGGAUCUGUCAACACUUUUUGAUUUUUCCGAGCCCCCAAAACCCACUCCUUCAGCGAAAACCGGCGGCAUUGCCAAACGAAUGCUUCGGCGUUCACAAACAGAUUCUUCCUUCAGUGUUGUCAGUCACAGCCUCUCAACCAUAGACUCCCAAGCCAUCGCUGGGCCCUCUACACCUCGCAAGCUAACAGGUGCCAAGACAGAGUCAACAAUCAACCUGAUAUCGACUUCGCCAUCGUCUGCACCUCAGACCCCAUCUAAAUCCAAGUCAGUCGGUAAUUUGUCGUCGCCUCCGGCGCGCCCGUCUAUUGCGGCGACAAGUGGUAUUCGUACCUAUGGUGGAAAGUCGCGCUCCUUUCUUGUCGCAUUACCCACAGCCACUGGCAGCGUCUCUUUACUUGAUGCUCAAUCACAAUCACAAGAGGAUGAUAUACUCCAAGUGGACACCCAGGAAGAGGACUUCGAAAUCCGCGAAUCUUAUAGUGAACUUCGUGCGCGCUGGGGUGUAGAUAAUUCAGAUGAUAACCCUUGGCCUCUCGUGUCGCCAGAUACAUCACCAGGCGAUAAGAGUAAACGAAAGGGUAAAUCGAAACAAAUUCCAGCUCCUCCGCUACCUAACGGUAUGAUGAAUGAUCUGAAGAGCAUUAGCGAACUGAGGAGCAAAGGAGAGACUCGACGCUUCUUAGAUGAUAUGGGCUACCUCUUCGAGGGACUUGACCCGAAGGGGGCCAUGGGUGUACGACGUGGAAGUGCAUUGGAGAUUGUUACCAAGCUCUGCGACUCUGAGUUUGCUAGGAAGGCCAAGGCAGCAGAUUUUCUAAGUCACGCUUGGGAGGUAUUGCGGGGAGCCGGUGCCGGCAACGGGGAUAAGGUAUUGGAUACCAUCCUUGUCUUCUUCGCUGCGCUUGCCGCUCGAGAUCCACGAGACUUGGUAGACCUUGCUUCAAAAUCGGACUUCAUCUCUGUCCUCUUCGAGCAACUCGGCGCCCUUGAUCGUGAUAAUGACCCAUUGUGGUUGAUAUCUUGCGGUAUGAGUGAUGCGGAGCUGAAGAGGGCGGGCAUUUCGAAAGCAGAGAAGACUAGCCUAACGGCUCUUCAUACCAUGGUGCGCAAGAAAUCUGCCUUAUUUGACCAUGUCGAUAUCAUCUCGAAUCGACUACUCGUUUCGUCUGCGCUGUCUGCGCUAUCCCCUUCAGCAUAUUCGUCUUCGCAGCUUCCGACGCUGCUUCAUAGUCUUUCAGCUGAACUUCAACCAAUAUCAUCUCGAAUAUCGUCCUACACAUCUGGAUUUUCUCUCUUCCCACCUUUGACGCCUGCAUCACACUUGCACACGCCUUCCCUUCUACAUAUCGACAAUUGCCUCCGUCUUCUGGAUUCAUCGUUGUUGGGCCGAUGGGCUGAUAGCGAUAACCCAGUCUUGGACGAUUUGCGACACAUAAGCUCUAGACGAAUCAAAGAAUUGAGCUCUAAGUUGAUUUCUUUAUGUGUCGCUGCCGACAUCGCUUCUAGAGUUCCUGAACAGAGGGACCUUAAGAUGAUAGCACAUGGAUGUAUGGAGUCACUCUUUCGUGUCCUGAUCAACCUGACGGAUGACAACUUUGAGUGGUGCCAGAAAAUACUCGAGGACUCGAUGGCAAUCAAGGCUGUAGUGCGGAUUGUUAUGAUGUCUCAUCGCCAGCAUAUGGCUCUGGCCAUGAAGAAGGAAGCAGACGAGCUGCAGGACGAAGAUGCCGAAGCUGAUACUGCUGCUCAGCUAUUGGAUCGGCUAUGUCUUGCACUCGGGCUUCUCACCAAUCUCGUGCAAGUAUCUGACGCGGCUAAGGUGGCCCUUCGGGACAUUUUCAUCGACCCUCGUUGUUCUGGAAAACGAGGAUGCAUCACUUCUUGCAGAUGUUCAUCGCGGCUCAACGGUGUUCAGUGUCUGACCCAAGUAUACAUAGAACACUGCAAAUCUGAAGACUCUCUGGAACUUAUGAUGCGCGGACAUAUUGCCAUCCUUCUCGGCCUGCUCAUCAAGAACGAUCGGGAGAACCAGAAGAUUAUUCUGUCAGCUUUGCCUGGUAGCUCUAAUCGAAACAGGCUUACUUCCCUCAUCGAGAAUGCCAGGGAGUUCGCGUUGUUCUACGCCGAGUUCGCCAAGAAGGUUAAUGCCACUGUAGAGGCGUCCAACGAAGACGACGAUGAGGACGAAGGGCAGCAACGAGACACCAGUAUGAGCAGGAUGUUGCGAGAUACGCAAGGCGAAUCCGUUGCGCGUGAUACUAUUCAGUAUCUAGAACAACUAAGGGAUAGUGCGGGUGCAUAAAAGACCACGCAUUCCUUACGAUAAUGCACGCUGAAUAGAAGUCCACGCAUUUGCGCUACCGUGGCGACACACUUCCUGUAGAGACCUCACCUCCCUCUCAUUACGGAGAAUUAUAUGCGUCGGUACCAUUGCCUUUGAUCAGCAACUGGAGCUGGCAACAAACUACGCGAUGUGAUUCACACUGUUACCCCUCGACUGGAAGCAUUGACUUGAGGCGCUUGCGCGAUUCGCAAUUGUUGAACGAGGCUGCGUGCAGUAUCUUGUGCGACGGAUCGCUCUUUUCCAACAAUUCUGGAUGAAUGUUGCUUUUUCAAACUCAUUUUUCAUUGCACAUAAGGCCAUGUGACUCUCAAGGACAAUGCCAGCUAUUGUAUUCUCCUUG
Somion occarium is the source of this 3122-nucleotide messenger RNA. The record is from the annotation of a GenBank genome assembly. NCBI's taxonomy places the organism in Eukaryota, Fungi, Basidiomycota, Agaricomycetes, Polyporales, Cerrenaceae.